AUGGAUGAAGAUUUAGCUUUUUGUCUCGGUAACUUUAUCGAUGAACAAGUUAAAGUGAUUGAUGAUCGUUUGAAGGAACUUCAAGAAGAAGAAAACAAGGAAUGUCGUAGACUUGAACAAGAACAAAGUGAUGCCAAUAGCAGAAAACCUCGCCCGAAGAAUAAAGGUUCGCAUCAUGAAGAUCAAACCCUUGUUGAUCAGUUUAUUCAAGAUCUUCGUGAGGAUGAAAAUAUGGUUAACAAUAAAAAGCCAAUUAUCGAUGAUCCCGUUUGCAUAGCUACAUUGAAUGCCGAGAUUUCGACGAAGAUCAAUGCUACUGCAAAUUAUCUUAAUCGAAUACGUAAUUUAGCCCGAACACAAUCGAGAACAACAGACUUUGUUGAAUCAUGCAAUCAGUCGAUUGCUUCUUUUCGCCGAGCGCAAGUGAAUGAAAAUAAUUUUCAGGAAUUAUGCAGCAGUUUAGCAGAAAGUGAUGCGGAUACUUUUGCUCAUAAUACUCAACAAUGGUGGAAAGAAAAAUAUGGUAAUGCUGUCGGUGAACUUAAUCGUCGUAAUCAAAAAAUCAAUCCAGCUGCUACGGAAAGUAAUUUUGCUGCUCUAAGUUCAUCGAGUCGAAUACUUGAUUAUGCAAGAAAAUUAAUUGCUGCUAGAACAGUCAUUCCUGUGAAAUCACAAAAAACCGAAAUUAUUCGCAAGUUUGUUAAUCGUUUAUUAAUUCUCGAUGAAGAAGAUCGAGAUAAAACUGAUCCUGAAAAACUUAUUGAUGAAUUAAACACUAGUGAUAUCGAACAAAUCGGGGCGUAUACUACGAAAUGGCUUGAAAAACGAGAUGGAGUUCGUAAUAGAAAAGAAGCAGAAGACCCAUACGAUGCUAAAAUCAGAGACUCCAAAGCAGAAUUUGGUAGAAAAAGAAUUGCCCAAGAAGCAAAAAAAUUGGGUUUAGCUGCUCUAUUAUGUCGACUAGCUGUCGGAUCAACAAAUGGUGCACAAUUCGAUCAACAAUUGAAAAGAACAAUUAGUAAUCAAAAAAAAAGCAGUCCAAACAGUAUUCCUGUUAUUUCAGGCGAUAUUAAAAGACCAGACUCCCAAGAUCUGCCCAUCAUAAUUCAGUUAGAUUCAGAUAAAACCGAUUUAAAACAAUGGGCCGCCAACACUAAUGGCAUUCAAGAAAAAUUUAGUGGAACCUUAUGCCAAGCUUUUAAGAUACCUACUCAAGCUAUACGUAUAGGUGGUAUUGGAAUAGAUACAGGUAUUAUAAAUUUAUUUGUUCAGCCACCGUAUGGUCAAAAUGUGGUCGAUAGUUUAAAUGGAACUGCUCCCGAUGCUUUAGCACGAAUGAAUGCAGUGCGUAAAUGUUGCCAAGAUCUAAAUGCAAAUGUAGAAUCGAUGACACUUGGUGAAUUUGGCUUGAAAGUUGAGGAUAAACUUAUGGAUCCUAGAUGGAACAAAAAGUAUGCAUGGCCAGAUAGUCCUCCUGAGCAAGGGCAAUACUGGAAAACUCCAAUUGAUCAAGGUGGUAAACCGUAUUAUUGUCCUUCGGGCUGGACACGUUUCGGUGUUAAAGUGGCUGAAGAUGAAAAGGAGUUCGAUUCUCGUUGGGGUAAUUGGUAUCUUGCCUAUCAUGGAACACAAGAUGAAAAUGCAUCGAAAAUUCUCACAUCUGGGCUUCGAGUGAGCACAAACGGUUGCUUCUAUGGCGAUGGAGUACCACGAGUUUAUGUUUCGCCUAGUAUUGAAUAUUGUGCUCAUCCACGAUACGCUCGUCCAUGGAAGAAAGCAUCGAAAAAUGGUAAAGAUCGUUGGUAUCAAUUGGUAUUUCAAUGUCGAGUUAAUCCAGAGUCUGUUCAAAAAAUAGGCCCAGAAACAUUAAUAAAAAAUGAAUAUAAAGCAACAGUAAAGGUCGAUCCGAAUUUCGAUAAUAAUGAACUAGAAUGGAUUAUAUUAGGUAAAAAUAAUGAGCAAUUUAUUACGAAGGAUAUUGUUUGUUAUGGCUUACUGAUGCGAAUAUCAAAUAGCGAUCCCGUUAGUUUGACACCAUCUGCAUGGUGGAAACAAUCUUAUCAUUCUGAUAUCUAUAAAAGCUAG
Molecule: messenger RNA, 2085 nt
Organism: Rotaria socialis
Lineage: Eukaryota; Metazoa; Rotifera; Eurotatoria; Philodinida; Philodinidae
Source: the annotation of a GenBank genome assembly